Molecule: messenger RNA, 1914 nt
Organism: Aspergillus mulundensis
Lineage: Eukaryota; Fungi; Ascomycota; Eurotiomycetes; Eurotiales; Aspergillaceae
Exons: 4
Coding region: 1-1914 (637 amino acids)
Source: RefSeq, a predicted model, not a curated record
AUGGAUCCGAUAGAGCCGGCAGGCCCGUCUCCGGACCAUCUAGCUGCCCCUCGACCGCAGCCGCGACGGGCUUCAUCGGGCAGUCCUUCCAUCCAGGAAGCGACGUCAUCGAGUAACCCGCCUGGUCGGCCGCGUGCGGCAUCAAUCCGCUCGAAUCACUCAAACCGCUCAUCGAUUCGCCUGACGCGCCCGCCUUCAUUCAUCCAGUCUGCUGCAUCGCCUCAACCUGGCAACAGCAAUUUCAACUUCAGCUUCAGAAACAAUGGUUCGCGUGCAUCUGUCGCGAUUGACCCUGCGUCUCCCCGCGAGGAGAGGAGCGACCCGUUCGAAGGCGGCCGCCGUCGCAGCAAUUCCGAACCCCGGCCUGGACGGUGGUCUGCACCCACUCAAACGGCAUUACUACCACGGCUUCAGCCCGGGGAGCCCAUGCAUACUGUGAUGGAGGAGCCUCAAAGUCCAGCAAGCGGGCGUCGUCCGACCUCGGAGUUCGUCAGACCGUCGCCGAUACCGAGCCAGCCCCUGGAGCAGCCGCAGCCGAGAGACAAUAGAAGUGCUGUACGGAGGAAAAGCGAAGCGGCUCUGAAUAGGUUCUCGAGGAACCGAGCGUCGACUGUUAGCGGCACUGCACCCAUGACGGGGAACGGAAUUCGUGAGUAUGAGUCUCACGUUGUGGAUGUUCUAGAUGUUAUUGAUCCGGAAGUGUCGGCUCUUACCACUCUCACCAACGUUCAAAAUUCACUUUUCGUUCCAAAUUUGGGUUCGCUUAUCAACCGCAAUCAGACGUAUACCCUUUCGCCUCCACGUGAGUUGGAUAGAGAGGAGACAACAUCUACAGAAGAAGAGGAAGAUAAGGAGUCAACUAAAGGACUAGAAUCCCGUCCUGCUUUGGAGAGACCGAUUACUAGUAUCUCCUCUGUCUUAGAUGGCGGAGAGCCUCGUUUUGCUGUUCUGCCAGAGGGGAUUAAUCUUGAAGGCUGGUCAUAUCAGGACAUAGAGGAGCUGAACGACCAUGUGCGGCACAUGCUACACUCGCGUCGCUCAAAAUUCAAGAGGUCCAUGAAAGGAUUUGGUAAAUACGUGCGCAAACCCCUUGGCUUCUUAAUUACGUUAUAUGCAACCCUCAUCACCCUUUUUGGACUUGCCUGGGUGCUCUUCCUUAUCGGUUGGAUUAACGUCGGAGGCCGACAGUCAUACAUCAUCAACGUUAUCGACAAUGUACUGGUAGCACUCUUCGCUAUUAUGGGCGAUGGGUUGGCGCCCUUCCGCGCAGUCGAUACUUACCACAUGAUAUUUAUCGCACGUUACACCUUCUUGACUUGGAGAAUCCGCAAAAAGCGUCGCCUUCCGGAAUUGAAGGAUAAGAAUGACUUGCCAUCGAGGGGUGAGGCGGAAGCCGACGCUGACCUCGAGGCAGGGCAACUUCCUAAGGAGGAUGAACAUGAAUUCAGCGUGCUUAGCAUUCAACAACAGGCGAAACUUCAGCACCAUCAGGCCAAAUUUGCCAAGUCUCAUACUUUCUACAAACCCCACGAAACUAUCACACAUCAUGCUUUCCCGCAACGCUUCCUCAUCGCUAUCGUGGUUCUUCUGGACUGCCAUUCGCUUCUCCAGAUAGCUCUAGGAGCGUGUACAUGGGGUAUUAGCUACCAUGUACGGCCGUUCGCUCUCACCACCGUCAUUCUUUGCUGCUCGAUCACUUGCAACAUCACUGGGGGUGUCCUGAUCAUGAUCGGAGAUCGCAGGACCCGCAAGAAGGACGUGGUUGAACGAAUGUUCCGCCAGCAGCUCACCAAAGAAGCAAUGAAAAAGAUGCAAAAGAAGAGGAGGAAGCAAGAUGAGAAAGCCAACGCUGAAGACCCUGAGCUGUUAUCCGAUUCGACUUCCAACGGCCUCCAGGUUCAUCAGAGUACAUGA